UAAACUCUCGGUAGAAAAAUGCCACUUAUCUUCCGAAAUGACUGAGAGAAUGUGGUCCUGUCUCAGAUCCUUCAACUCACUGAACCAUCUCACCAUCUCAGACUCCUCUCUCAGUUUCGCUUCAUCUCCUCUUGAGCUUCCAUUCGUCACAAAGCUAUCAGCUGAGAGAGUGACGUCACAAAGCUUUGAAGGUCUGCUCUCGUCGCUCCCUGGAUUGAGACAUAUCGAUAUCACUAUCGAUGAUGCAGAGAGAGACAUACCUCAGAUCACGGCUGGUCUUCGUCGGACCGGAGGACAGCAGCUCACACACAUCAUCAUUACAGCACCGGACUCACUCCCAUCAGAGAAUGACAGGGUUUCAAGAGAGACGAUGAGAGGACUGGGUCUGCUGAUCAGAGACCAAACCAAUAACCUAUUAUGGCUACAUCUGACCGGAGUGAAAUGUACAGAUGAUGAAGACUGGGUUUACCUCAUCGACUGCUGCAGAUGGGUGAAGACGAUGAAAUAUGUGUGGUUAGACAAAUGUGGAACUAGAAAGGGCGGCAGACUGGAAUCUCAUCUCACGGGUCUUCAAAUACCAUAUGGGCCCCUCUUUGUUAUUAUUGCUCCUGGUCAUAGACGGGAUUCAAAUAGUUAUCGCAUUUAUCACUAUGAUGGAGAUCCAGUGUAGAAUACACACUACCGGCCAAGCUCACAUGUACCGGUACUUAAUACCUGACAUACAUCACCAGGCUCGUUGGAGGACCUCAUGUCUUACAUUGGUUAAGUUCCACUGAUGACUAGGCACUACCCGGUCAAGUGGAUAUACGUCACAAGGUUUAAAGGGAUAGUUGAGUUCUGUUGCAGAAGGG
This is a messenger RNA of Strongylocentrotus purpuratus (purple sea urchin), 851 nucleotides long. RefSeq lists its product as uncharacterized. The record is from RefSeq and is a predicted model, not a curated record. The transcript has 3 exons. The coding region runs from base 38 to 670 and encodes 210 amino acids. NCBI's taxonomy places the organism in Eukaryota, Metazoa, Echinodermata, Echinoidea, Camarodonta, Strongylocentrotidae.